Staurois parvus is the source of this 303-nucleotide messenger RNA. The record is from the annotation of a GenBank genome assembly. Lineage: Eukaryota; Metazoa; Chordata; Amphibia; Anura; Ranidae.
AGAGGAUAUAGUGAAUGCAGGGUCCGUGGAGACCAGAUAUAGUGAAUGCAGGGUCCGGGGAGACUGGAUAUAGUGAAUGCGGGGUCCGGGGAGAGCAGAUAUAGUGAAUGCAGGGUCCGGGGAGACCAGAUAUAGUGAAUGCAGGGCUCCGGGGAGACCAGAUAUAGUGAAUGCAGGGUCCGGGGAGAGCGGAUAUAGUGAAUGCAGGGUCCGGGGGGACCGAUAUAGUGAAUGCGGGGUCCGGGGGGACCGGAUAUAGUGAAUGCAGGGUCCGGGGGGACCGGAUAUAGUGAAUGCGGGGUC